AUGCCUAACCCAAGUGCCCUUGCCUUGAUUGAGGCGCGGCAACGUCGCAAGGCUGAGCAGCUGUUGUUUGAUAAGGCCCAGGCAGAGGACUGCCGGCUGCGGCUUGCCGCAAACUGGGAGGUACGCGGGGACGCUGUUAUUGAGCAAAAGGACCUGAUGCGCCACUUGGACAAUGUGCAGGCACAACACGAUGACGCCUUGGUGGCCCGUCGCAAACGACUUGCAGGCAUGCUUCUUCAGGAGCGUGCCGACCACGAUGCGAUGCUGAACAAACUUGCGGAGACCGACGAACAACGACGCGAACGGUUGAUUAAAAAAGCACGCGAGCUGCGCGAGCAGCACUCAGAGGAUCUUCGUGCUGACGCGCAGAGGCGGCAUGAUCGUUUGUUCCGUGAUAAGAUUGACUCUUUGCGGCUGGCGGAAAGUCGACUGAGGGUGAUGCAAGUUUCUGCUGCCCGCUUUGAGCAGCUUGCACUGGCGGAGCGGCGCCGCGAGGAGCAGAAGCACGAGGAUGACUUCUUUGCCCAGCAACGGCUUGAAGAACAACGAAUGAUGAAUGAACGGGCGAGGCGCGAUCUUGAAAUGCUGCACCUUGGUCGGGAAAAUACUAAAAGGGCUCUGGCAGCGCAGGUGGAAGGCAACAAGGCUCGUAAAGCACAGGCGAUGGCGGAAAAGCAGCGGGAGGACGAAGAGUUCAAUCGCGUCUUGGAGGAGGAGCUGGCGGCGGAGGCGCAGCGGCGCGUGGAGGCCCGUAAGGCCCGCGCGAUUCUUGCAAAUGAGAUGAUUGCGUUCAAUGAGGAGCUGCGGCAGGUGCGGCAGCAGGAGUACGCGAAGCUGCAACAGGAGGACAAGGAGAUGCUGGACCGCAUGCUAGCAGAGCUAGCCGAAGAGGAGCGGCAGAAGCAGCUGCAAAAGCACGAACGCUGGGAUGCCUCCAGGGCAAACUUGGAGGAUAUCCGGCGGCAGCUGAACAAGCGCAAGCAGGAGGAAGGGGAGCUGGACAAGUUGUGGGAUGAGGAGAACAGCAAAGAGUGGGCAAAACGGGAGGCGCGGUGGAAGGCGGAUGAGGAUAGGCGCAAACGACUGAUGCACAACGUCCUCACCAUCCGUCGGCAACAGGUGCUUGACAAGCGGAAGCAGGAGGAGGAGGACGCCGCCUCGGCGGCGAAGGAGCGCGAGGAGUUUCUUCGCAAGCUUGCAAACUCUGUCGAUCUUGAUGCGCAAGAACGCGCCCGCCGAUACCAGGUGCUCCGGGAGGAUCAGAAGUACCUUAUGGGGCAAAUGCAGCGGCGCGCGGCGGAGAAGGAGGCAGAGCGGCAGGCAGUUGCGAAUCAGAUGACGGAGCAGCAGGAGCUGAACGCCAAGUAUGCAGAGCGCAUUAAGAAGGAGAUGGAAAACUUAGAGCGCGCAAAGCCCGAGCGCUACAAGAACGUUCCCCUGCUACCAAAGAGGUGUCAUCAAGUCUUUUAG
This is a messenger RNA of Trypanosoma rangeli, 1470 nucleotides long. RefSeq lists its product as uncharacterized. NCBI's taxonomy places the organism in Eukaryota, Euglenozoa, Kinetoplastea, Trypanosomatida, Trypanosomatidae. The record is from RefSeq and is a predicted model, not a curated record. The coding region runs from base 1 to 1470 and encodes 489 amino acids. The transcript has a single exon.